Botrytis porri is the source of this 753-nucleotide messenger RNA. RefSeq lists its product as uncharacterized. The transcript is spliced from 2 exons. The record is from RefSeq and is a predicted model, not a curated record. Bases 1 to 753 code for a protein of 250 amino acids. NCBI's taxonomy places the organism in Eukaryota, Fungi, Ascomycota, Leotiomycetes, Helotiales, Sclerotiniaceae.
AUGUAUCUCCAUGUUGGUAAUACAACUCAAACUAAUGAUUUUGACUUUGCACAAACUAGCACCAUAUUGGCUUCCGCAUCUCGCUCGAAUGUCAUUAUCUUGACAAAGGAAACAUCUUUUGAGACGCCAAUAAUUGCUUUUGUUGGCCCUGUGGAAUAUUUCAAAGCUGUUCAUGUUGUCAUUUGCGAUUACGAGAUUACACAGAAGAGCAGAGAGGUGAGGAUUCCUCAACUCGAAACAUACUCAGCUACCAAAGUACAUACGGAAAAGAAUAUCUUACGAGUCAUCGCAGAAAUGGAAAAUUUCAAAGUGUUGGAAGUCAAAGCAAGAAAGAUACCGAGAAGUGAGUGGGAAAGUAAAUACAGCACGGAAGUGUACAACGCUUUGGUAUCCAUCACUGGUAGGGCAAAUAGCAAAGAAAAUGAGAGUCCAUACACACCUUAUAUCGCAACCAGCCAAGAAGCUUCCGAUGUGACACCGGCUACCAACGAUUCUGCCAAGUUGAAAGGGACUUCAACACCCAAAAAGCCCUCAGCCCCUCUACAAAAAACAAGCGCACAGCCAGCAGCAGCAGCAUCUACAUCACGCUCCGUUCCUCUAAGAGCAGACCUAGCGCAUCGAACUAGAAGAGGAAGUUCCACUGUCAGCUCGGCUCCAAACCCUCGAAAGACUGAAGAUAGAGGUUCUAGAGGGACACCCCAUCAAGGAAGUCUUGGGUCUUCUCGUCAAGAUGCUAAGAAAACUCUCAGCUAA